AUCAACGAAGCCAAAGCAUGUCAUCUCUUGGAAUCUUGUCCAUCGCUAUCUAGAGAUUCGCUAAAUAUUUCUGCUGUUAGAGAAUCGGCUGAGUUUUUAAAGAAACACAAACUUCUGACGGGAAAUCAAAUUUAUCUUAAUCCUACAUGUUUACUUUUGAAUAGCAAAGCUAUGUCAAAUCGCUUUAACGUUCUAGUUGAAUGUGGUUUCACAAAUUAUCACAUAAAAGGAUUACAGAGAUUUGUGUCGAUAAUGAAAAUGAGUAUUAGCCAUCUAAAAGCCAAUAAUUACAUCGAUAAACACACAAAUGUUCCGGAGAGAUUAUUAAAUUAUUUUGACAUACAAAUUGAAAUCAAUAGACAGCAAGACAAAACGAUUUCAUUGGCAUCUUUACGAGAACUUAUUAUAAAACUUUACCUUGAAGAGAAACUUCAAGCAUCAAAGGAGGAAGUAUCAAAAGUGUGGGAAAAAUAUUCAAACUUGCGAUGUAGAAGUUUACAUUCAAUUGUAAAUAUAAUUAAUUUGCUGCAGGAUAAAUUAGAUUUAGAUGGAAAGAAAAUUAUCAGCAAUGGAUCUUUACUCUUUGCGUGUCCUGAUAAUUUCAAUAGAAUUUUAAAUGAAAUUCCUUCAAUUGCUGAAGUACCGAUGAAGCAAUUGCUUAAAAAACGACCCACCAUAAUAUUAACAAAUGUUGACUCGAUCAAAGGUGUCAUCGAAGAGAUAAAAUCAUUUGGAAUUAUCGAAGAAGCAAUUUUGACGAGCCCGAGAGUUUUAAAUUUAGCACCAGAAACUGUUUCUCAUCGUUUAAAUGAACUCAAGACAAUUAAGGAAUUUAAUGCUUUAAAAGGAAAUCCUAGAAUACUUACGCUUAUAUAUUUUCAUAAAAAAGUUCAAUCAAGACUUGACUUUCUUAAGGAUAUCAAGAUGAAAUGUUCAUCAAUUCACCUGUUGAUUUCUGACACUUUGCUUUUUGAAAAACAUACAAGAAACGGUAAUGAUAAGACAAAUGGUAAUGAAAUUGUGAACUUUGUGAGUAAAGCCUUGAAACAAGAUAAAGAAAAUGUUAGGAAGUGCUUAAGUAGACAUCCCUUUUGGCUGUAUAUUCCGGUAUCAAAUGUUAAAAAAUCGCUUGAUUAUCUUUUUAAAAAACAAUUUACAAAAGAAGAUAUCGCUGAAAGUAUGACAAUACUUAUUUAUCCAGUAAUGCGAAUUCAUCCAAAGUUAUGUGAGCUCCUGAAUUUAAAAAAUGUUCAGGAAAGUAGAGAAAGUGAUGAUAAUUUAGUUGACGAUAUUGAUUUUUCAACGUUAUCGAAUAGUAAAAUUUUGAAUCUUUGCCUUUACUUCAUCGAGUUUGAGAAUCACUUUAGUGGUGAUGGAAUUUGGGAAAAGUUAAACCUAGACUUAGUACAAUUUCCAAGUCCAGUAUACAUAAAUGAAAUCCGCAUAAUUCCUCUUGGGGCUCGCGUCCAAGCUGAUUUUCCAGGAGGUGGCAAUCGAUUAGGGGCAACAAAUCCUUCACAAUUUGAUAUCGAGUUCUUCGUUAAUGAUUUAAGUGUAAAUGUUGCAAGUACAUUUGAGCCACUUGGGAAGUUUUCAUAUAAUCAAAAUGAAUGCAUAAAUUUGGAGUGUAAAAAUGAUGAUCAGAUUCGUCAAAAACCAACCGAUGGAUUAGUGUUGAAAGGAUGCUACACAACAAUAACUUUAGCAGUAUAUGGAAGUGUCAUCACAUAUGAUCGAUUGCAUAUUCCUGGACAAGCUAACAACAGUGGCAAUUGCAAUUCUAAUAACGAUGUUCAUGUAUUCUCAAACGACGAAGCAAAUGAAAGUGAUAAUGGGGAUAUUUAUAACAACCAACGUCAUCAUAAUGAUUUUCAGGAUCAAAAUUCAUCAUGCGAUCCAACAGUUUCAUCAACAAUUGCUGAUGAUUUAAAGGACGAUGAGCAACCAAACAUUUCUCCAAUGGAUAUUUAUUCACGAUCACCAAGCAAAGAGAAUGAGUUCACAAAAUGUAAACGAGAAUGGUCAAAUAGUCCUGAUGGAACAUUUCAAAAGAAAAAGAUUCGCGUGUCUGGUUCUUGUGACUCCCACCGAAUUCCGAGAUCUCCGCCACUUCAAUCACCACGAAUUUCACGUCCAACAGAUUCAGAUGAAGAUGUUGUCAAGAAGGAAGAGGAUAAUGAUGCAUUAGCAACAACUGUCGGUGAUUUAUCAACAACUUAUUGUCCAUCGUCACCUUCCAUGGCAAACAACACGCCGAUAGAAUCACCGACAGAAAUGGAUGACGAUCUAGUUGAACUCGAACCAAUUCUUAGUGACGAUGAUAUCAGUGAUGAUGUAAAUGGAAUUGAUGACAUGAGUGAAGAUUUGUUUGCUCAAGAAUUUGGAAUCAAAAUCUUUAAUCCUUUCGUAAAUAAUUUACGAGUUAUUGAAAUGACAAAAGAUGAAGUGAAAUUAAAGAAAAUCGUUGACUUGUUAACGACAACGUGCGAAUCUUAUGCAAAAUCUUCAACAAAUGUCAACAACAAUGAAAAUUGGAUAAAUCUUUGUGAGCAAAUUAAUCAAGCUUUUAAUACUUUAAGCAAUCAAAAUGAAAUUGUUGAGUUGGUAAAAUGUUUAAAUCAAUCAACAUUGGAAAUGUUUUAUUCAUGCAUCAAUAUUGGAUUGAAUUAUUCACUUGCGAUUCAACAUCAAUUUCCUGGAUAUAACUUGCGACAUAUUAAAGCUGGAAUUCGUUUACUUGAAUAUUUAGCUUUGUCCGAGAAUUUCAUCUCGUGGCUUAUCAACGACAAGUGUUUCAAUUUAUUUUGUCAUCUUUUCAAUUUAUUCUCAAAACAACUCAUUCCAAUGCCAAUUAAACAAUUGAUUGCUCGACUCAUUUAUCGUCUCACCGACACUAAAAUGGGAAUUAAAAGCUUUCUUGACUUUGAAGGAUACAAGAAAAUCAUUGAAAUGAUGAGUUCAGCAAGUGAUGUUCGAUUAUUAUACACGCUUAAAGCAAUUCUCAUGAAACUCAACACAAAUGAAACAUUAUGUGCGAUAAAAGAUAAUUCAAUUGACAUUUAUCAGAAGAUUAAAGCAAACAACAACGUUGAUAAUGAAUUCGAUCAAUUGACGGAACUUGAGAAUCUUUUCAGUUCAUUAAUCGAUGCGAGAAAGUUCGACAUGGUCCAUCCAAAGAAGUUUAUUCCAAUUGCAACACAAUUUGAGAUAACUGAUUGUGUGUCGAUUGAUUAUGUUGAGAUUUACAAGCAACAUAAAUUUAUGAAAAUUAUGACAAUGUUGUGGGAGGUGAAACAUUGUUUAACACAAAAACUUCUCCUUUUGAUGGUCGAAUAUUUGAGAAUAAUGGCGAAAAGUGGACGUGAAAUUUGCUUCAUUGCAAAUGAUAUUCAAAUAGCAAACAGUUUAAUUAAAAUGUUGAUUGAAGUUCCAUCUGAUGCAUGCGACAUUGCAAUUGAAAUUGCAUAUAAAAUUGAAGCAAAGUUUUACCUCGAUUUAACAUCAAAAUUGACAACAAAUAAUGACGACGACAUUAAACUUUCUGAAUGUUUAUAUUCACUUUACGAUUUAUGUGUUGGACCUGGACGAAGAUUUGUUCUUGACUUUAUUGCAAUGGAUGAAAAUAUUGUUGUGUUGUUUAAUUUAAUCGAGAAAGAGAAGAAAAUCAGUUUGAUGCAUGGAUCGCCAGGAUUUAAACACAAAUCACCGGUUUUAAGUUCGUGCAUUGACAUCAUCGAUUAUGUCGUUCGUCAUGUCGAUAAUUUGGAUUAUUUAAAGAAGUUUGAUAGUGUUUUGUUGAAUCUUGUGAAGCAUCACGAUUCCUUUGAGCCAUCUGUCGCUGCGAUGUUACAAGAAAUGGCAGUUUUCCUAAAGCCAUUGGAGAUUGAGAAAGUCUUUGAGUAUGGCGACAUUGCACCGUUUCUUGAUGUCAUUAAGAGAAGUUUGGAAUUUCUUACGACAUUUCCCGGCGAUCUUAUCAUGACGUUAAGAAUCUUGAAAUAUUUGAUCAUCGAACAGGAGAAGAAUGAAUAUAAAGAGUUGAAAUAUGAUUAUUACGCUAUUCAACUUUAUCAUGCUGAUGGCGUUAUGACAUUCUUAUCGAUUCUUGAGAAGUUAACGACACAUCUUGAUCAACCGAUGAUUCAUUCAUAUCUGUUGGGAUCAAAUCAAGGAAAUCUCAUCAUGCAAGUCAUUUAUCCAACUGUACAAAUCUUAAGGAAAAUGAUGGUUCAAGUCAUUCGAUCGAGAAAUAUCAAUUUUCGUGAUGUAACAGCAAUUGAGACACUUCUGAAGACGUACACGCUCGUUCAAAGUGUUCAUUCUCGUUUUUCGAUAUUUCGUGAAGCAAAAGAAGUUCAAAAUGAGAUUAUUAAGAUUCUGUUGACAUACACGCAGUCAUUGACACCUGAUGGAAUGACAACGACAAAUAUUCAUAAAAGUUUGUGGACACAAAUGAUUGGCGAAGUUGUCAAAUAUUCACUCAACGGUCCAUUUCAUUUCAUACCGGGAUUGAUGAUGUUAAGUGAAUUGUUGCCACUUCCACUUCCAGUGCCAAUGCAUGGAAAUGAAUUAAACAAACGUGAAAUUCAAAGACUCAUCACAGAACGACAACUUUGGAGCGCACAUUUGCAUCCUUUAAGUCAUUUGUUAACAGAAAUGAUUCAAACAUUCUGCACGAGUUCAUCUGUUGAAUUGUUCAACAUUCUUCUUCGUGUUUGUGUACAAUUAUCAGAUCUGGCACCAAAUAUGACAUUAUUAGUAGCAAAAAGUGUCGUCGACAUGAUUUUAGGCGAACCUUUGGCUGUUAACAAAGAAAAAGAAUCAACAAUUGGAUUGUCGCGACUUUUUAAAUUUCUCGCUUCACUUACACGACAUGCUUGCAUUAAGAUUUCCAUUUUCUCAAUUUUAAAUGGAAAAUUAUCUGAACUAAUGUCACAAAUUCUUACAACGAUAAAUGAUGAAAAUUCUGAUCAUGUCACGACACAAUUUCACAUUUUCAUGAUUCUUCAUAGUUUCUUUGAUUGUGAAAUUUCACUCGUGUUUAGUUCAAAUCAUCAUCCGGAAUUGGUCUUAGCAAGUGGACUUCCAACAAAAGAUCUGAUUAUCCAAUUUGCGAAUGAUGUGAUUGAGAAUUUCUGUAAAACUUCAGCUGAUAAUUUAACAAUUGUCGCUAUACGAUCGAUGAUUCUUUUAUCCGAACAUGACGUCACUUUUAACAUUCUCAAAGGAAUUCUUUUAGCGAAAAAAGAUUCAUUUGUUAAUCGAUUGAAUGCCAUAGCUGAGAAGUGUAAAAACGAAAGAAAGCAAAUGGUUUUAAUACCAGAAUUAUUCGAAUUAUUUCGAGCACUACAAACUGUUGAACCAAACGACAUCUCAUCGAUUGUUCCACAACGAAAUUCUUGUCUAUCGAUUGCGGAAUUGUCAAACAUCUUUAGAUGGAAUUCUGAGGAAUAUGUAAACGGCACAAAGAUUCAUUUCCUUGAAGUGUUUUCAGCGCUUGUGAAUGAACCAAAAACUGAGAACGAAGACGAUGACACAGCUGAAGUUGUUCACAGUCUUGCAUUAAAGAAUGACUUGGAAGCGUUGCUUGAAAAACUUCGCGAGUUGUCAAAAAGCAAUCAAGAUAAUGCCACAAACGUGGUCUCGUCAGAUCAUGAAUUUAAUUUACCUCAAGCUGAAGGAAUUGUCUCACAAUUUUCAUCACGUGUUGCAUUUUAUCCUAAUGAAGCACUCGAUGAACUGACCAUCGAUUAUUGGCUUCUUAAUGGGUGCGACGAAGAUGAAGUCACACAAAAUGAUGUCGUUCAAUGUGAUCUCGAUGAACUCGUGCGACAAUGUUUCCCACCAGACACCAACAUUGGAUCCGAUUGCAAACGAUUAUUGACGUUGUCAUCAUCGCCACAAUCGAAUCGUGAAAGGAAUGUGUCGGGAAUGUGCUUCAGAACACGACGAGUUGAAGUUGUUGAACCCACUCCAGGACGACCUGAGAAGAAAAUUUAUGGGAAAUUCUUGCCGAGAGGUCGCGGCUUUUCAAGAGGUUCAACAACACGUGGCGAUAUUUUCAGGUCACGUCCACCAAACACAUCUCGUCCGCCAUCACUUCAUGUUGACGACUUCUUAGCUAUGGAAAGUGGACAACCAAGUUACAGUAAACGUGAAAUAAUUACAUCGUCGAGAGGUCGCGGUCGUGGAUCAAGUUUUAUAAGUCGUGGUCGUGGAAUUUCUCCUUACAAUUCUCGAGGUCAUUAUGGGUACAAAUUGAGUUUCCGAGGAAGAUCAUUACGAGGUGGCAUCAGAGGAUCAAGAGGAUAUCCACGAUAAUUAUUUAACAAAUUUUAACACUUAGAAAUAAAAAGAAUUUCAAUUAAUAAAGAUUUAUUCAUUACUGUAAUUAAA
Messenger RNA from Clunio marinus, 6396 nucleotides. NCBI's taxonomy places the organism in Eukaryota, Metazoa, Arthropoda, Insecta, Diptera, Chironomidae. The record is from the annotation of a GenBank genome assembly.